Messenger RNA from Micropterus salmoides (largemouth bass), 3554 nucleotides. RefSeq lists its product as uncharacterized. The transcript has 11 exons. Lineage: Eukaryota; Metazoa; Chordata; Actinopteri; Centrarchiformes; Centrarchidae. Gene Ontology annotation, biological process: positive regulation of DNA-templated transcription. Gene Ontology annotation, cellular component: nucleus. The record is from RefSeq and is a predicted model, not a curated record. Gene Ontology annotation, molecular function: double-stranded telomeric DNA binding. Bases 221 to 1741 code for a protein of 506 amino acids.
UUUCCCCACUGCAUAGCUGUAAGACAAUAUGACCCUGCACCGUUCAACCUCUGCUCAUUAAGCCACCGUCCGCUCCGGAACAAGGAGUUCAUUUCUUUAGUGGGGUCGGGUGGACCGCCACUUUCUACAGUUUCCACUAUCUUCGCUCUCCGUCCAUCCGGCUGCUGCUAUCUCUCCACGGCAACGGGAGAGGUCCAGCCGAGCUGAACUCCGCGGAGCCAUGCGACAGUGGUGUGUCCCCGCUGCGACCCCUCGCACCGAACCACUCCCGGGGCGCCUGUCUGUGUCGCCCCCUCCAUCAGAUGCCAGAAUGGAGUGCUGUGAGGUGGAGCCACGCUACACCAUCGAACAGAUCGACCUGCUGCAGCGCCUGCGUCUCUCCGGCAUGACCAAACCUCAGAUCAUCCACGCUUUGGAGUCCCUGGAGAGGCUUGACCCGGACCACCGCCCGUCUCACUGUGACUCUCACCCCGCCCCGUCCAACAACACCCCAACCACAGCCGCUCCAGCCCCGUCCUCAUCUUCAUCCUCCUCUUCCUCUUCACUCUCACUAGCCUCUGCUACCACGCAGACCUCCGGUCUGGACGGCGCCGCUCUGUCCCCCAGCAAUAGCUACGAGGCUUCGCCUCCGCCCCUCUACCCCCCCAGUGUGGUGGUCCAGCGGUCAUUCAGCUACGACAUGAUGGGAGAGGAAGAGUGGGACCUGGAGGAGAAGGUGGAGGAGUACAUGCGGAGAGACAGCAACCUGGUGAAAGAAGAGAUCAAAACCUUCCUCAACAAUCGCAGGAUCUCUCAGGCAAUCGUGGGCCAAGUUACAGGCAUCAGCCAGAGUUACAUCUCGCAGUGGUUGCUGCAGCAAGGCCUGGAGAUGAGCGACUCCAAGCGCAGAGCUUUCUACCGCUGGUACCUGCUGGAGAGAAAUAACCCAGGGCUGAGGUGGAGUGAAAGCCAGCACAGCGUGAGUCCCAUGUCCAGGGCCAGGGGAGGGGACAGAGACGGGACGGUAGCAGGGGCAAGUGGCAGCCUCCCCAACCCAAACACCAACCUCAACCCCAACCCAGUGUGGAGCAGGCAGAGAGAGCUGCUGAUGCACUUGCUGCCGUGGUACACUGCCGCUGCUGCAGCCGCCCAGGCCCAGCCAGGGGCCACCCUCUCAAUGCGGUCUUUAGUGAAAGAGGAACCUGAUUGGAGGACAGGGAUCAUGGCUGGCGACAGAGCAGGGAUGGUGGGCGGGCCUCUGAGGCUGCGUAGAGGAAGCAGGUUCACCUGGAGGAAGGAGUGCCAAUCGAUCAUGGAGAGUUUCUUCAUGGAGAACCAGUACCCAGAUGAAGGGAAGCGAGAGGAGAUCGCCAACGCCUGUAACUCUGUCAUUCAGAAACCAGGUUGUAAGCUAUCUGAAUUUGAGCGUGUGACAGCAUUGAAGGUGUACAACUGGUUUGCCAAUCGUCGGAAGGAGAUGAAGAGGAGAGCAAAUAUCGAAGCUGCCAUUUUGGAAAGCCAUGGAAUCGAGGUGCCAAGUCCAAGCUGCCACUCAAAUGGUGAGGAGGGAGAGAUGCAAGAGUUUGCUGAUCAGGUGACUCACCGAUUCUCAGAUCAAGAAGAGACAUCCCUCAGGAUUGUUGACCAACAAGACCCCUCCUCUUUGGCCACUACAGAGAUUGCAGCCCUGCCAAGCCCCACCCCUCAGGUCCUGGAUCAGAAAGAGGAGGACUCAAAAAGGGAGACUGUGGAUGAAGAGUGACCAAAGCUGGUGGAGUUUGGAUCAUGAUAUGUGAAUUUUAAUCAGAUGAAAUAGGAAAAGAAUAAGUGUCUCCUCCUCCACCCAUGUAGGGCCUUCGGGGCCUAUGGCACCCAAAAAUCAAAGGGAGAUAUGCGCUGAAACACGCUGAGGUGCCUCUGAUGGUAAGGAGGCCACUGUAUUUAUCAACAGUAAUCCUGCUUAUAUUAACGGCAAUAUACAGUAUAUAUAUAUAUAUAUAAAUAUAUAUAUCAAUAUAUAGUGCAUUCCAAGAUGGUAUUAAAAAGCCUAAAUUCCUUAGAGGGAGAAUUAUGUAACGGAUACCUCGCCCAUUUUAAGCUAAGCCUUUAGUUUUUUCUUUGCUUCAUGCCUUUUUUAAGCCUUUUCAAAGACUGGUUGUUUGAUGGACUGUGGUGACAUGAACACGCUGAGCCUGCAGGUCAGGUGUAUUUGGGUGUGGGGAUAAAGUAUGGUAUCAAAGAUAUAGUGGUGAUUCGAAUGCCCUCUGCUCGCUUGAAUGUGUUGGACUCUAUCUGGUUCGUAAGACUCUAACCUCAAUCGGUCGAUUGAUUAAAUCAGUCGAUCAAUCAAUGAGUGCUGUUGCUAUUAAAUCCGUAAAGCCCUGAGGGACAACUUUAAUCUCAGGUAACAAAAAAUGGUGGAUCAAGACUGAAGAGUUGUCUCAACAUAUGCUUUGUUUUCUUCAGCUUUAUUUUCUUCAUCUUUAACGGUGUUUAACCAAAACAGGAAGUGUUAUUUAUACCUUUUUAUAUUAGCAAAACAAGCCUAGGACAAUAUAUCAUAGUAUCUCUUUGUCAUCUGUCUUCUUUGUUAUACUGAAUGCUGCUGUGAUCAUUUUUGUAGUCUAUCCUCAUUUCAGAAUCUCUCAAUCCUCAACUCAGCCAGUGAAGCUAGACUAGUUACAUUAGUCUACUCAGAUUAUUUUAUUUUUAACGUUUGAAAGAACGCUAAAACCAAUGUGAUCAAAAAUCAUAAUGCGUUGGCCUACAUGCUACAAGCACCUUCUCUUUUCCCUAUUGGAAUAAGCUAAAGCUUAAGCUCAUUUAAGUUUGUGUGACUGCAAAGCUGCACUUCAAAGUGGAUCUCACUAUAAUUGACAGAGGGGAGCAGUGCAGACUGUACCUGCAUUUGGGCCUAGACAUGUACAUAACCCAGAGAAUAUACACAUCUGUGGGUGCUUUCCUUCAAAUUACAUUAGCACUAUAUAGAAACUGUUAUUUGUCAAACUUGAUAUAUGAAUAGCUGACCUAAACUCUGCAUUACUUAGCCCCCUAUAUUUACUGGCCCAAGGCCUUGGGAGUUACUCCCUAAAUGUUCAUGAAAUGGACAAAGAUGCUUGUUCUCAAAUGCCCCCCUCCCAACAGGGUGCUACCAUGUUACCUCCUAAUGCCAAAGCUAUGCCAAGGUAGAGAUGAGCUAUGCUUACAGGAACAGGAAAUGACACUGUCACAACACUAUAGAUAUACAAUACAUAGAUGUUUAUUUGCAAAGUACAACACUAGCCAACUCUAGCUUACCUCAGAAUAACUCAUGUCAUGAAUGUGUUACACGCUAACUGUCAAACUUGACAGCAGCCAUUAUUGUGACUGUUUAUGAUAUGGACAGUGUUAUGUAGCAUUUAUGAUGGUGGGGUUUGCCCUGGAUCAUUAAUGUAUACUCACCUCAGACAGCUCUCUAGUCUGGCUUUGGACAAGAACCCCAAAGCUGCACGCUGUUUCUGAUCAUUAUGCUCCUCUAUCUGCUUUUAUCUGACAACAAGAAAAUAAUAACAACAAUAAAAUUGCAAAAAAAACAA